Messenger RNA from Chroicocephalus ridibundus (black-headed gull), 1722 nucleotides. Its product is annotated as tRNA-dihydrouridine(47) synthase [NAD(P)(+)]-like. The record is from RefSeq and is a predicted model, not a curated record. Lineage: Eukaryota; Metazoa; Chordata; Aves; Charadriiformes; Laridae. Gene Ontology annotation, molecular function: metal ion binding; tRNA dihydrouridine synthase activity; RNA binding.
CCCGCGUGCGGCAGCAUGGCGGCGGCGGCGUCCGGGGUGGCGCCGGUCCGCGCCCGGUUCCUCACCUCCAAGGAGCAGUUCCAUGCCUACCUGCGGGCCCGGGGCGAGCCCAGCGGCGGGGGUGAGGAGGAGGAGGAGGAGGAAGAGAAGGUCAAGGAGGAGGAGGAGGUCGGCAGCUGCCAGAGCGAGCCCCCCGCCAAACGGGUGAAGUCAGAGGACCUCGGUCAGGACGGGGAAAGCCGAGAGGAUGUGGGAGCAGCGGAGAAGGAGCCCGCGGAGCGGAAGCGGGCCCGGGGGCAGAACAAGAGCAGGCCGUGUAUGAAGCCCAAGCACUACGAGCAGAGCAGGCUGUGCCCGUCGGUAACGCAGGGGUGUGUGGAGAAGUGCUACUUUGGCCCACGGUGCCGCUUCCUUCACGACAUCGGCGAGUACAUGGCCGCGAAGCCGGCUGACCUGGGGCGCAGCUGUGUGCUCUUCGAAACCUUCGGCAAGUGCAUUUACGGCAUCACUUGCCGCUUUGCCCAGGCCCACCUCGGGGAUGGCUACCAGAACAUCGUCAACACGGACCUGGCCAAGCAGUGGGAGGGGAAGUCGCUGGUGAGGAACAACCUUUCCAAGGAGCUCCAGCACCAGCUGCGCAAGAGGAAGUUUAGCUUCAGGAAGGCUGACGAGUACCUCCGUGGUCUGGGCAAGCCCCACGGGGAUGGUGGGAAGGGAGGCAAAGCCACGGAGCGUUCCACAGAGGAGCAAGAGGUGUCCAACUGCACAACAGCCCAGGAGGGGCUGGGAGAGGUUCCUGAAUGUCCUGCGCUACCGGAGCAGGGGGAAGAUCCCAAACCAGACGCCUUGCAGAGUCCCACCACUGGUGAGGAGGCUUUCUCCGUGAAAACGGUGGGCCCGCUGACAGAUGAAAGUACAUCCAAAGGGAUCCUUUACCUGGUGGUGUUGCCUUUGCUGGAGCACGUUCCUCCGGUGCUCCCCUUCUGCCCUGCCUCCUCCGGGGCGUUCGCUGAGUCUCGCUGUGACUUUCUUCUCCAGCUUCACGGCCGAUGCAGGGAGCAGCGGUACACGAGGGGUGCUGACUGGGACUCCAUAGCAGAAUGUGCGAAAAUCGCAAGCCCCAUGCCCCUUUUUGGAAACGGUGAUAUUUUGUCUUACGAAGAUGCUGAUCGGGCCAUGCAGAUGGGUGUGUCGGGAAUUAUGAUUGCAAGGGGGGCAUUCAUCAAACCGUGGCUUUUCACUGAAAUUAAGGAGCAGAGGCACUGGGAUAUCUCCUCCAGCGAGAGAUUUGAUAUCCUCAAAGACUUCACCAACUAUGGCCUUGAGCACUGGGGGUCGGAUACUCAGGGAGUGGAGAAGACCAGGAAGUUCCUGCUGGAAUGGCUCUCGUUCCUGUGCAGGUAUAUUCCAGUUGGCUUAUUAGAACACCUACCUCAGAAAAUUAACGAGCGGCCGCCUUACUACGUGGGGAGAGACUAUCUGGAGACACUGAUGGCGAGCCAAAACGUGGACGACUGGAUUAGAAUAAGUGAGCUGCUGCUGGGAGCCGUACCUACCAACUUCACCUUCCUGCCUAAACACACGGCAAAUUCCUACAGAUAGGGCUGAGGAGGCCCUUUCCCGUGGCGUUGGGUCAAGAGGAGGCGUUAGGACGAUGCGUGUCGAUGAACAGGGUUGUUCAGCUGCGCUCUGAAAUGAAAUAAAAGGUUUACGUUUUCAGAA